AUGGAGUCAUUCAACAAGAUAAAGGUGACCAACCCAGUUGUCGAAAUGGAUGGAGAUGAAAUGACUCGAAUUUUCUGGAAAUCGAUAAAAGAUAAGCUUAUCUUUCCCUUCCUGGAGUUGGAUAUCAAGUACUUUGACCUUGGCCUCCCUAAUCGUGAUGCCACCAAUGAUAAAGUCACAAUUGAAAGUGCUGAAGCUACUCUUAAGUACAAUGUUGCAAUAAAGUGUGCAACUAUAACUCCAGAUGAGACUCGUGUUAAGGAGUUCAACUUGAAACAGAUGUGGAGGAGUCCAAAUGGGACAAUACGGAACAUUUUAAAUGGUACUGUUUUUAGAGAACCAAUUAUCUGCAGAAAUGUUCCCCGACUUGUUCCAGGUUGGACAAAGCCAAUAUGCAUUGGGAGGCAUGCUUUUGGUGACCAGUACCGAGCAACUGAUGCAAUCAUAGAAGGACCUGGAAAACUUAAAAUGGUUUUUGUACCUGAUGGGCCCAAUGAGAAGACAGAGUGGGAGGUUUACAACUUUACUGGUGCUGGAGGCAUAGCUUUGUCCAUGUAUAACACAGAUGAGUCAAUCCGUGCUUUUGCUGAGGCUUCCAUGAACACUGCCUAUCAGAAAAAGUGGCCACUAUAUCUUAGCACUAAAAAUACUAUUCUGAAGAAAUAUGAUGGAAGAUUCAAGGACAUCUUCCAGGAAGUUUAUGAAGCUCAUUGGAGAUCCAGAUUUGAGGCUGCAGGGAUUUGGUAUGAACACCGUCUUAUUGACGAUAUGGUUGCUUAUGCUCUCAAAAGUGAAGGAGGUUAUGUUUGGGCAUGCAAAAAUUAUGAUGGGGAUGUGCAAAGUGACUUCUUAGCCCAAGGGUUUGGAUCUCUGGGGCUGAUGACAUCUAUACUGGUGUGCCCAGAUGGAAAGACCAUUGAAGCUGAGGCAGCCCAUGGUACAGUAACACGCCAUUACCGAGUUCACCAAAAAGGGGGUGAAACCAGCACAAACAGCAUAGCUUCUAUCUUUGCUUGGUCCCGAGGUCUUGCACACAGGGCAAAGUUGGAUGGCAAUGACAGACUCUUGGAUUAUACGGAGAAGCUUGAAGCAGCCUGUGUUUCGACUGUCGAAUCUGGGAAGAUGACCAAGGAUCUUGCACUCCUUAUCCAUGGGCCUAAGGUCACUAGGUCUAAGUAUCUGAAUACCGAAGAGUUUAUUGAUGCUGUGGCUGAGGAACUGAGAGUGAGAUUGUUUAGCAGAGCAAAGUUGUAA
Molecule: messenger RNA, 1254 nt
Organism: Prunus armeniaca (apricot)
Lineage: Eukaryota; Viridiplantae; Streptophyta; Magnoliopsida; Rosales; Rosaceae
Source: the annotation of a GenBank genome assembly